AUGGGUUCCUUUGACGGCGAAAGCCGUAGCCAUGAUGGCUCCUACCAGGAGAGCCACGAGGGUGGCCGCGACGAGGGCUACGGCUAUGACGAGGACUACGGCUACGACAAGGGCCAUGAAGAUUGUUACAAGGACUACAACGCCUCCGGCGAAUUCUCGAACGUUUGCUUUAACUGUGGCAAGGAAGGUCACUCCAAGCAAGGAUGCAUCAACGAGCGUGUAUUCGCCGGCACCUGCUUCAACUGUGGCCUUGAAGGUCACCCCAAGCAGGAAUGCCCCAAUGAGCGUGUCUUCACUGGAACCUGCUUCAACUGCGGCCUUGAGGGUCACCUCAAGCAGAACUGCCCUACCAAGGGCCCUGAUCUUUGCCGUAACUGCGAGGAGGAAGGCCACGCGGCCCAUGAAUGCACCAACAAGCGCAAGCUGAACCUGGACGAUGUCGAGGACAUGAACCCUGAGGUUGCCUGGGCCAUGAUGAAGGCUGCAUCGGCUCCCGGUAAGGAUCGGGACAUCGAUGAUUUCCGCAAAGCCUUUGGUAGUUUCUCCAAGGCCAACCCCGAUAUCACUUACCUCGAAAUCGAAAUGUUGUUUCGCGCCGAGAGAUUCCCUGUCUACCUGAUUGCUAUGCAAAAGGAACACGAGCCUGUGAUCACCCUUAUCGACCUCCAGGGCAAUAUCGAUCGUAAGUACAUGGUCGGUUUCCACUUCUCGGCCGAUGCGCCCAAGAAGUCGAUGCGCGAGCGCUGGCCCGAGAGCCCCGAGGAGAACAUGGAGCGUCUGGCAAAUUGCGGACUCCCCUUCGAUCGUCGUGCCAUGAAGUGCCACAAGUGCGAGGGAGUUGGACACAUCGCCAAGAACUGCACUGAGGAGGUUGUCUCGACUCACGAGCGGGUUGAGAUCAAGUGCUUCAACUGCAGUGAAGUUGGACAUCGCGUCCGUGACUGCCCCGAGGAGCGUGUCAGGAAGAACCCCGGAUGCCGCAACUGCGGAUCUGAUGAACAUCGUGCUAAUAACUGUACCGAGGAGCGUUCGGCUGUUCACGUUGAGUGCCGUCGCUGCAAGGAGACCGGACACUUUGCUAAGGACUGCCCCAGAUAUGCCGAUAUGCCCGACGGCUGCCGCAACUGCGAGUCCCCCGACCACAAGUCCCGGGAUUGUCCUCUUCCCCGUGACUAUUCGAAGGUCAAGUGCAACCGUUGCCAGAUGAUGGGACACACUGUCGUCCGCUGCCGCCUGCCUGACCCCGAGGCUGAGCCCGUGUGUGAGAAGCGUCCUGACACCCCUGUGCCUUAUUCGUCUGAUUCGGCUGACCACUCGGCCAGCGGCGAGGAUGAGCUUUGGUAA
Penicillium taxi is the source of this 1344-nucleotide messenger RNA. RefSeq lists its product as uncharacterized. Gene Ontology annotation, biological process: positive regulation of cytoplasmic translation. The record is from RefSeq and is a predicted model, not a curated record. The transcript has 10 exons. Gene Ontology annotation, molecular function: single-stranded RNA binding; mRNA binding; zinc ion binding. Gene Ontology annotation, cellular component: cytoplasm. Lineage: Eukaryota; Fungi; Ascomycota; Eurotiomycetes; Eurotiales; Aspergillaceae. Bases 1 to 1344 code for a protein of 447 amino acids.